Dalotia coriaria is the source of this 1859-nucleotide messenger RNA. RefSeq names its product regulator of microtubule dynamics protein 2-like. Gene Ontology annotation, molecular function: microtubule binding. The coding region runs from base 408 to 1487 and encodes 359 amino acids. Gene Ontology annotation, cellular component: cytoplasm; mitotic spindle pole; mitochondrion. The record is from RefSeq and is a predicted model, not a curated record. Lineage: Eukaryota; Metazoa; Arthropoda; Insecta; Coleoptera; Staphylinidae. The transcript has 4 exons.
UCUAUUGUACCAAUAUUGUCCUUGAGAAGACUAAAUGCACUAAACUCAUCUGUUCAGGACUAGAUUUUCGCCGAUAAGCGGCUGGUGCGGUCGCGGCAUCAAAACAAUUUUUAUGUACACAAAAUAUUUGCACUUUAAAACUGACAACACGCGAUUAUCAACAUUAUCAGUUCUCAGAUGAUUCGUCGAGGUGUUUCAGUAGUGCUCUCAAAAUGAAACUCUCUAAACACACAAAGUCUAAAAGUCACACGUAACCUAAAACGAAUCAAUUUUGUUUUUUAAAACUUACUUAGUGAUAAUUACUUAGAGAAAAAAUUGUGCAUGCUUAAUUAAUUAAGUUAAGCCUUGCUUUCCGGUUGUGCUAUUGGUGGUGCUAUUCUUCGGGGUGCUUCUGAUUGGUCGGCGCAAUGUCUUCGUUCCAAUCACAAUCAUUCAUGAUGCUGGGGGCGGUAGUGGUGGGCGUUGUGAGCGCUGCCGGCAUGAUUAUUGCUGAACACUAUCGGCAGGAACGGCGAAGGCACGCCAUGGCGCAGGAUCUCGAUCGUCUUAAUCAACAGAUAACAGGCCUGCAGGGUCAGCUUGAAGUGCUUAAAAAACAGCAACAUUCUGGCCAAACCAGUGUUGAUGGUAGAAUCAAGAGGAGAUUUCGUUCAAGAGAGAGGACAAUGAGCAACAUCACAUCAACCACUGCAGAUGACUAUAACUCAGCUUUAGAUAGCUCCGAUAUGGAGUUUUAUGAUAUUAGUGAUGAAGAAACUUCAAAAGCAUCAACACUUACACCCUUAGAUGAUGUCCUAAAAGACAUUGAUAUUAAAUUAGAAGAUCCUCUACAGCUCCGCAAUGCUUUAUCGCAGCUAGAAAACUUACUCUUUGACUAUCCAAGCAGUACGGAAGUUCUUUGGAGGAUCGGCAAGGCUCAUCAACGGAUCGCCAUGGAAGUAACGGAUAUUUCGUAUAAAAUGGUCCAUCUCAAUGCGGGCUUAGAUGUAUGUCGCCAAGGCAUCGAAAUCAAUCCCAAAUCCGGCGACGUGCACAAAUGGUACGCCAUCUUGUUGGGUUCACGUUCGUCGCAUCAAGGUAUCCGCGACAAGCUGCGCGAUUCUUCCGAGUUCAAGCACCACAUUGACUUGGCCAUCCAGUUGAUCCCUGAAGACGCCACCUGCUAUUACCUGCUGGGCAGAUAUGUAAUGGAGAUUGCUUCGUUGAAAUGGUACGAACGCAAAGCGGUCGCCACGCUGUUCGAUAAAUUACCUGAGUGUACAUACCAGCAGGCACUUGAAAAUUUACUGCAGGCCGACCGAAUGGGAGACAAAGACUGGAAAAUCAACAAGCUAUCGAUUGCAAAGUGUUAUUUUGCGUUGGGCGAUUAUAAGGAGGGACUGAAAUGGCUGGACGAAGCAAACAACAUUACAAAGGCUGUGCUUGAGGAGGAAGGCAUCGAACAAGAGAUCGCACAAUUGCUGAGCAAAUACAACGGAUAUAGAUAGAUUUAAUUUUAAUGAAAGAUAUUUGAUAUUUUAGCGCAACCAAAAGUUAUAUGAAUUUUAAACGGUUAUUUUAAUGUUUGUCAGUGCAUUCCUUAAGGAUAUGAUGUUCAUUAUGAGUAUGCAUUUGUGUCUGUAUUGGUAUCUAGUGACAAGGGUGGUGAAUAUUACAAUGUUGGUUUUGUAAAUUGUUCAGGGGAAUGAAGAGGAAAGUAUGGUGUUACUUUUUGUUAUGAUCUAUUUUUAGUAUAUCUAUUAGCAGUACUCACUUUUAUCCUGUCUCUUCAACUAGAAGUAUGUGUAAUGAUGGAAGGUAUGAGAUGAUUAUUAAAGAUAUUUUAUAUCAUUAAUGAAUUAAAGGUUAUCGCAGAUGUA